AUGGGGUACAUCCGUGCAGAAGAGGACACCUUGACCGGCCAUCUGCUGCUGGCAGACGGGACCCAAGCUGAUCUGUACACGCAGCCGCAGUUCGUGGAGACCAGAGCCAGGUUGCGCAGCCUGGCGGCAGCGUCAGUGGCGUGCUUUGCGGUCGAGUACCUGGGCCUGUUUGCCGGCGCCUCCAUCUUCAUGCGUGGCCACACCUGCCUGUACAUCCUGCUGCACUUCGCGGGCGCCGUGCUGACAGGCCUGUUCUACACACAGGCAUUGCCCCUCGGGGCGCUGGCCGCUUCGUUUGCUCUGUUCAACUGCCUGCCGGCGGCGCUGGAGCUGCUGACUUUGGUGUUUGUGGUCCGCGUCAGCUUUUUCAGCUACUGA
This is a messenger RNA of Monoraphidium neglectum, 378 nucleotides long. RefSeq lists its product as hypothetical. The record is from RefSeq and is a predicted model, not a curated record. Gene Ontology annotation, cellular component: MKS complex. Gene Ontology annotation, biological process: non-motile cilium assembly; protein localization to ciliary transition zone. NCBI's taxonomy places the organism in Eukaryota, Viridiplantae, Chlorophyta, Chlorophyceae, Sphaeropleales, Selenastraceae. The coding region runs from base 1 to 378 and encodes 125 amino acids. The transcript is spliced from 4 exons.